AUGGAUCCUGCCCAGUCGGGGGAUGCACAGCCUACUAGCACAAACACCGCAGGAACGCUUGAAGAUUCGUCCAACACCGCAAAACGUCGAUGGAGGAGAAAUCGGAUCGCCUGCGACUCAUGCCAUUCGCGCCGUGUGCGAUGCGACCGGGCAUUUCCCUGUUCGCGCUGCCUUCGCAGUGAGAUCCGUUGCGAAUUUACGCGCGAACGACGGAAACGAGGGCGGAUUGCACGGUCAAAACAGACGGCAGCAGUCACAAACGGCGGAUCGAUGGAGAAGCUGUCCAAGGCUCCUAAUGUGCAGCCUCCGGUGCCAGCGCCGGUGCCAGCAGAUGCGGCGCCAACACCAGUGCCGAACCAUGCCUCGCCGACCACGACCUUCCAGCACCGCUCGCCGGCGACGAACGAGAUGACCGUUUCCGCGCACAGUAUAGACGACCGACGCUCCCAAGCAGAUCCGUCCUUACCGGCGCGCAGACCGGGACCGACGGGGAAUGUGACGGAGGAGUGGCUGUCCGCGGCCCAUGUGUCUCCAGAUUCAUAUGAAGUGCUGGGGGGAGGGGCCUGGGGGGACGGUCCGCUGCCACGGGUGCUGGACAUCUGGAACGGCGCGGACCUGGCCGGGUACAGUGCUCCGACUGUUCAGGGCACCAAGCCUGCCGGUGCGGCUCGGGCGCCCAGUAUUUCCUCUACAACCUUGAAGUAUCCCGUAUUACAGCCACUCAUGCCGUUUCUCGAGGCGAAUCUACCGCGGAGGCUCGUUUUUGACCUUCUCGAGCUGUACUUUACGAGCGCCUUUUCUACGCAUAUGCACCCCGUGUGCCAUCACAUCCAUUGUUAUGUCCUUCGCAAGGCCUCAUUCCUGAGCAGGGAAAACCCCCGGCCGAGUAGCCCCGCUCUGCUGGCAAGCAUGCUCUGGGUUGCCGCCUUGGACGAUCGGGCGUUUGCGCUCUCCAUUUCCCCGCCUCAGCGCAAGAAGAUUUGUCAAUUCUUGUGCGCUUUGACCAUUCGAUUACUCCGACCUUUGAUCCACGUGUCAUUUAAGGAGCAAGGGGGUUCGAACGGGAAUGAUCCGACAUUUAGUGGGGUUGCUCCGGACUGUCCUCCCACCACUGUGCACCAUCCGUUUGAAUCGAGUGGCGAUGAUCGCGGUCUAGUCGGGCCUGCGGGGUCCUUGGAUGAUGUGAUUACCUAUAUCCAUGUUGCAUCCAUAAUUUCUUCUAGCGAACAAAAGGCCGCCAGCAUGCGAUGGUGGCAUGCUGCUUUUACCCUUGCUAGAGAAUUGAAACUCAACCAAGAAAUCGAAGUGAUACCCAACGCAGAUGGCCAGACCGAAGGCUCGAGUCCAGCAUUUGACUACUCCCUGCCUGGCUGGAGUGGCGUCGAUACCGGCGCAUUCUUCGAUUACUCGAAUCCCACGCGACCCAGUUUGAACUGCGUUUGUGACCGUAGCCAUGAUCCCCACGCCACUAUCACCGAAGAGCACCGGGAAGAACGUCGCCGGACCUGGUGGUUGCUAUACAUUAUGGACCGCCACCUGGCACUGUGCUACAAUCGCCCGCUGGCAUUGCUGGAUGCCGAAAGUGAAGACCUGCUGCUACCGCUGGACGAGGGCUCGUGGCAGGCCGGCAACGUGCACAGCAACAGCCCCAAGCCGGAGGGACCGCAUUGCUCCAUCUCGGGAGACAAGAACAAGCGCCGGGUUUUCCCUGACUUUAUCUGCCAUGAUCAUUCGAUCUUUGGCUUCUUUCUACCGCUGAUGACCAUCACGGGCGAACUGAUCGAUCUUAACCAGGCACGAAAUCAUCCCAUGCUUGGAUCCCGACUAAAUGGGAAGGACGGCUGGGACGCCCACCUCAGCGAGGUGCUGCGGCAGCUCGAGAUCUACAAGGCGAGUCUGACCACUUUUGCAGCGACCACAGCGGUCCCUGAAGCGCCGCUCUCCACUACCUUUCCUCCAUCCACCCCCGAUCAUCCUGUUGAACCUUCUCUUUCUCAAGCGUUCUCAUGGCAUACUCAGACCGUCAUCGCGUACGCAUCAUAUCUGGUGCAUGUAUUGCACAUUCUCCUUGUCGGCAAGUGGGAUCCCGUCUCGCUCAUUGAGGACAAGGACUUCUGGACCUCGUCCCCUGCCUUUGCCACUACCAUCUCGCAUGCGUUGGAUGCGGCCGACUCGGUCAACCAGAUUCUCCGCUAUGACCCAGACAUCAGCUUCAUGCCCUAUUUCUUUGGCAUUCAGCUCUUGCAAGGCAGUUUUCUCCUCCUGCUGAUUGUGGAGCGACUGCAAAAAGAAGCAGGAGAGGGCAUCCUCAACGCGUGCGAGGUGAUGAUCCGCGCGACGGAAUCCUGCGUCGUCACCCUGAACACAGAAUACCAGCGGAAUUUCCGCCAAGUCAUGCGGAGUGCGGUUGCACAGGCGCGGGGACGUCCCGUCAAUCACAGCGAGAUCAGGCACCGGCGCAAGGCCGUUCUGGCACUGUAUCGGUGGACGAGAAAAGGUACCGGGCUGGCACUCUAA
This is a messenger RNA of Aspergillus lentulus, 2517 nucleotides long. The record is from RefSeq and is a predicted model, not a curated record. Lineage: Eukaryota; Fungi; Ascomycota; Eurotiomycetes; Eurotiales; Aspergillaceae.